Xyrauchen texanus (razorback sucker) is the source of this 3531-nucleotide messenger RNA. Its product is annotated as gamma-aminobutyric acid receptor subunit rho-1-like. Gene Ontology annotation, cellular component: synapse; GABA-A receptor complex; neuron projection. The record is from RefSeq and is a predicted model, not a curated record. Gene Ontology annotation, molecular function: GABA-A receptor activity; neurotransmitter receptor activity; extracellular ligand-gated monoatomic ion channel activity. Gene Ontology annotation, biological process: nervous system process; monoatomic ion transmembrane transport; signal transduction. The transcript is spliced from 10 exons. NCBI's taxonomy places the organism in Eukaryota, Metazoa, Chordata, Actinopteri, Cypriniformes, Catostomidae. The coding region runs from base 48 to 1484 and encodes 478 amino acids.
AUGUGCGCAGGCUGAUUUGUGGAGGUGUGUGUGAGAGCUGAAGGACUAUGAGCAGCAUGCAGCUGGAGACUGUGUUUGUGUUCAUGUGCAUCUGUCUGAUGGGCACUGCAGGAAGAGCCUCUCAUAAACGAGGUCACAAACUGGAGAGCUACAAACAAAGCAGAUUACGCAGAGAAACAACACAAGUGGAUGGAGCAAAUCACAAGUCUGGCAGCCUGAUCUUCAGAAGAAGUCCAGACAUGACUAAAUCUCCUAUGACCAAAUCAGAGCAGCUGUUGAGGAUAGACGAUCAUGAUUUCUCAAUGAGACCAGCAUUUGGAGGACCUCCUAUACCAGUUGGUGUGGAUGUUCAGGUCGAGAGUCUAGACACCAUCUCUGAGGUUGACAUGGAUUUCACCAUGACUCUGUAUUUGAGACAUUAUUGGAAAGAUGAGCGUCUGUCAUUCCCGAGCACCAACAAUCAGAGCAUGACAUUUGACAGCAGGCUUGUAAAGAAGAUCUGGGUUCCUGACAUGUUUUUCGUUCAUUCCAAAAGAUCUUUCAUUCACGACACAACAACAGAUAAUGUGAUGUUACGUGUGUACCCUGAUGGAAAUGUUCUCUACAGUCUCAGAGUGACGGUGACAGCGAUGUGUAACAUGGACUUGAGUCGAUUUCCUCUGGACACACAGACCUGCUCAUUAGAGAUCGAGAGCUAUGCAUACACUGAUGAUGAUCUGAUGUUGUACUGGAAGAAAGGCAAUGAGUCUCUGAACACGGACGACAGGAUUUCUCUGUCUCAGUUUCUCAUUCAGAAGUUCCACACAACAACUAAACUCGCUUUCUACAGCAGUACAGGCUGGUAUAAUCGGUUGUACAUUCAUUUCACACUGCGUCGGCACAUCUUCUUCUUCCUGCUGCAGACAUAUUUCCCUGCGACACUGAUGGUCAUGUUGUCCUGGGUGUCCUUCUGGAUUGACCGCAGAGCCGUUCCUGCUCGAGUUCCACUGGGCAUCACAACAGUCCUGACGAUGUCCACCAUCAUCACUGGAGUGAACGCGUCCAUGCCCAGAGUCUCCUACAUCAAAGCUGUGGACAUCUACCUGUGGGUUAGCUUCGUCUUCGUCUUCCUCUCGGUCAUCGAGUACGCCGCAGUGAAUUACCUGACCACCGUACAGGAGCGACGAGAGAGGAAACUCAGAAAUCAUUUGCCGUGCACGUGUGGUAUAGCAAACCCUGACGAGGACAUAAUGAUGACGACCUGCUACAGUGAUGUGGAUCCAAACACAAACGGGAAUUAUGGAAUGCCUGAGAAUGGUGGGAGACAGGAGAGGAUGUUGGCGCAGCUCACACUCGCCGAUUCGCAGAGAUCGAGUCCAGUGAAAACAUCACGUGGUUAUGUCAACAUCUGGAUAGACACUCACGCUAUAGACAAAUACUCUCGAGCGAUCUUUCCUGGUGCGUACACGCUCUUUAACAUCAUCUACUGGUCCAUCUACUCCUAACCUCUAGACCAGUGAGGAGAACCGCUUUAAACCAGCAGACUCAGGACUCGAGAACUGUAAGAACAUUCAACGAUCUUGAACUCUUUGUAUUUAUGUGUUAAUAUUGUUAUUUAAUGACUAAUGACCACUGACAUUUACAGAAAUCUAAAGCAAUCCAUAGUAACAAAUAUGUCUUCCCUUCCCUAUAUGGAGGGUAAAAUGAAAUAUUUCUGGUUCAAUACCAGUUCAUCUCAAUCAGCAGCAUUUGUGACAUUAUAUUGAUUACCACAAAUGUUUAAUUUUGACCCUCCUUUUCUUUAUUAAAAUUGUAGUCAUAAAAUCACUUACCACAGCUGUGGAAACGUAUUGACAAUUUUCCAACUUUUUUACUAUGGUGAUGUGAUCAAACCCUAAAACCUUAAACUGUCAAUAAAAAUGAUAAUUGCUCAAAUAAUACACAAGAUUUAACAGAAAAAUUAAUGGAAUCUUGACAUUUCUGCUUUUAAAACCUCCAAAAAUGGCUCCCAUUGACUUCCAUUGUAAGUGUCUCACUGGAACACACAUUUGUGCUUUUUAAAGGACAAGAUGAAAUUAUUUUUGUGCUAAUCAACAUUAUGACACAAAUGCUGCUGAUUGAUCUUCACUUGUAUUGAACCGGAAUAUUCCUUUAACUCUUUUUCAUUUUCAUGUUUAUAGUUAUCGGCAGGGGACUCAACAACAGUAGUCUUCACCUUUCAAAAGUCCAUUCAUUCAUAUUGAGGGAAGGGUUGGCCAAAAUAAAUGCUAUAAAUGAUGGUAAAAUUGGCUUAAGUGUGUGGAGCAUUUUUAACAGCGUUCAGGAGUAUGUUUGACAGGAAAAUGUACAACAAGAUGUUGAUUCUGUGAGAGGACAUUAUGGAAGAAGAAGAGCACGUCUUACUUUGCAGUGACAUGCCGAUAACCGUAACCCUGAAAAUAAAGAGUAAUAAAUAAAAAACACUAAUUAAAACAAAGAUAAUGCUAAAAUGAAAUACAAGGGAUGUUCAGUGAUUUGAAUGAUUUUGUAGUUUAAAUAUUUCAUUCUGAUUCAUUUGUUCUUCCAUUCUUCUAAAAUAAGAGAGAGAAAACACUUAAAGUCAGAUUACUGACCUAGAAACAGCUCACCUUUUAAAAACAUUUCAUUGUCACACUUCUUUUUGAAAAUACUAAAAUAUAUACCACUGUACUACUUUCCCAAGAAUGGAGAAACAUCUGUUAUUUGAAAUGUUUUUCCUCUAUGUAUGUAUAUAUAAUGCAUUUGCUAGUCUUGCAAGUUUAGUUUAAUAUAAUAUUCUUCCUAAAAAAAUAACAGAAAUAUAAAAUAUAUAUGUAACAUAAUAAUAGAACAUUUAGUUGUACAAAAAUAACUUCCUUGAUAAAUGCGUUUUGUAUUGCAAUGUUUUUGUAAAUGUAAUAUUUAAUACUUUGCUGUGUAAUGGGAAACAGGUGUAUACUAUAUAUUUUUUAUUUACACGUAUCUUAUAAAGCAUUUUUGUUUGUUUUUCAUGCUGUAUUUUGGAUGGGCUGAACAUGUAACCAUAGGUUAGGACCCCCCUAAAAUAUCAUUAAAAUAUGUGUAUUGUAAAUAAUAUAAUUGUUUAAGAAAUAAAAUAAUACAAAUGCAAACGGGGCAACAACAAAAAACCCUUCAAAAAUUGCUCUUGAGAAUUGUUAUGUUUAUUGUCCCCCCAACAUUUUGAUGAAAUUUUCGCCCCUGCAUGUAACCUCUUAAUCCUUCUGAAAUAUACACUACAUGACCUUUGUAUGUUCCCUCAACAGUCGAGUAAUCUCUAGUAAUCUACUGUGUGUCUGUUAAUGCAUCAUGACAUUUGUUAAAAGUGUAAUCUUCAUGAGCACCAAAGACCUUUUUGGACAAUGCAUGAAAUAUUCUCACUGUACUUUGAGAGAAUUAUGAAAAGUGCAUAUUGUUUUGUUGUGACAUGUCUCAUACAAUCAUAAAGUUGUUUCUCAUGAUAUGUUGGGAUUGUAAUGACAGUCAUAAAAAACACAUCACCUCAGUGCACUGCUAAAAACCUUCAAACGUAUACAA